UCGUGGUCACUUUUCUUCAAAGAUAAUUUUUCUUGUGGAAUGAAUUUCCUACGGCGGAGGUUUAGUUCUGGAGACCUGCAGGGUGAACUGCGAGAUGAAAAUUCUAGUAUACUCACUUUCAAAAAGGGGCCAUCCCCUAGUGCCCCAAACUCCCCAUCAAAAUCUAUGUCGGGAGCGGGGAUCCCUCGGGCUCCAGUAGCUAACAACAAACCAGCUUAUAAUAAGGAUCGAUGUAAAACACUUCUUGUCAUUGACGAUCAUCACACAGACUGGUCAAAAUACUUUCGAGGAAGAAAGAUUUUUGGUGACUGGGAUAUUAGAGUAGAACAAGCAGAAUUUUCGGAGUUAAAUUUGGCUUCCUAUACAGAUACAGGAACGAUGGUGGACAUUCAGAUAAUGAGAAAUGGAACUAAGGUGGUGAGAUCAUUUAAACCCGACUUCCUGCUGAUACGACAAAAUGUUAGAGAUGCUUCAGAAGAUUGGAAGAACUUACUAAUUGGAUUUCAAUAUGGUGGAAUACCCAGUGUCAACUCUCUCCAUUCAAUCUACAACUUUCAGGAUCGGCCAUGGGUGUUCUCUCAACUGAUAAAAAUCCAAAAGAAGUUAGGCCGUGACAAUUUCCCACUGAUUGAGCAGGCAUACUACCCGAACCAUAAAGAAAUGGUGCUCACUCCAAAGUUUCCUGUGGUAGUGAAAUUAGGUCACGCUCACUCAGGUGUUGGAAAAGUUAGGAUAUCCAAUCACUAUGACUUCCAAGACAUGGCUGGGGUGGUAGCUGUGAGCAAUUGUUACACAACUACAGAAUCGUACAUCGACACAAUCUACGACAUUCAUAUUCAGAAGAUAGGCAAUAAUUACAAAGCUUACAUGAGGAAAUCUAUAUCCGGAAAUUGGAAAGCAAACACAGGAUCGGCAAUGUUAGAACAAAUCGCAAUGAAUGACAGAUUCAAGUUAUGGGUGGAUGAAUGCAGUCUCAUGUUUGGUGGACUGGAUGUCCUCGCUGUGGAAGCUGUUCAGGGCAAAGAUGGAAAAGAGUACAUCAUUGAGGUGAAUGAUUCCUCUAUGACACUACUGGGAGAGAGCCAGGAGGAAGAUAGACGACAAAUCGCUGACCUUGUUAUGGCUAAAAUGCAGCAUUGCCUUAAACCGGUCGCUUCCAUUAGUCGGACAUUCAGUUCAGGUGCUGUGAUGCACUACGCUACAAUGAAUGGAAGUAAGCAGGAUUUACCAGCCCCAACCCAGCCUCCAUCUCGCCCACCACAGCCACAAGGGCAGCCACAGUCCCGGCCCCAGGGGGGCCAGCCCCUCUCUCAGCAGCAACAUUCCCCCCACUCACAAUCCCAGCAACAGCAUCCUCAACAUCCCCAGCAUCCGCAACAACCUGGGGCCAGGUCUCCUCAGCGACAGAAUGUUGGCAAUCAGAACCAACAGAUGAACCCAAACCAGCUGACAAGUUCUGAUCAUGCCCAGGUCAACAAACCACAGUCUGAUGGGGUCUCUCCUGGGAAUCGUGGUCCUCCCAGCCAGAGAAGUACCGAAGAUGAAGACACCAUGAAAAACCUCCGUAGAACAUUUGCUGGAAUAUUUGGGGACAUGUAGAAGAUCACUACACAGAACUUAUACAGAA
Molecule: messenger RNA, 1627 nt
Organism: Ylistrum balloti
Lineage: Eukaryota; Metazoa; Mollusca; Bivalvia; Pectinida; Pectinidae
Product: synapsin-like
Exons: 12
Coding region: 40-1599 (519 amino acids)
Biological process (GO): neurotransmitter secretion
Cellular component (GO): synaptic vesicle; synaptic vesicle membrane
Molecular function (GO): metal ion binding; ATP binding
Source: RefSeq, a predicted model, not a curated record